GUGAGGCUGUCCUUUUAGAAGAAACCUCUAAAACGAUAGAAGAAUGUGAAAGUUUGUGCAACUCUAAUGAAAUAUGCCAAGGAUUCCAUUACGAAACCGAUGAUGGUUUUUGUCAAUUAACACUCUCAAAUAUUGCUGUUAUCGUCGGAAUUUUUUCAAGCUACUGCGAAGACUGUUUCUUUUAUCAGAGACAUUGCCCAAAAGGAUGUUUAGAUACAUAUACUGUUGAUCAAUACAGAACGGGCAAUGCUGUUUAUAUGGAAAAUACCUUGACGGUAGGGGAAUGUGAAGCUGAAUGUACUAAAGAUAGUUUCUGUGAAGGAUUUGCAUACAGGACCGAUAAUUCCCGCUGUCAGCUAUCUACCUCCAACAGCGGUACUCCCAGCUUUUGUAGCUCUUGCUAUUUCCAUAAAAGACAAUGUUCAACAGGAGGAGGUUCGGGAGGCGUAGUAACAGUUGCAGGAGGCGUAGUAACAACUGCAGUAGGCGUAGUAACAACUGAAGGAGGCGUAGUAACAACUGAAGGAGGCGUAGUAACAACUGGAGGAACAUCAUCUACUGAAAUGGUCACCAAAAUAGAAACUACAGAAACACCAUCAUCUGAAAUAAUAACGAGUACUCAAUCAACGAUAGAAAAGACAACAAAUAAUUGGUUAACAACUCCUAUAGAAGUAAUUUCAACCAGUAAUUCCAUUCAGUGCAGCUGUGUUUGCAUUGAAUUAAACAUUACACUUGAAGAGUCCAUUGAACGUAGAAAAAAGGAACUGGAAAUAAAUGUAGAUGAAUUAUCCUCAACAAAAAGAAAGUUAGUCAGCGUAGAUGAUCCUCGACCCUCGGCCAAAACGAUAGGUUACGUGGGAUUGGCGUUUUGUGUCUUACUAGGAGCAUUGAUCGUUAUACCAGAUUUUUUCUCAGUUGUAUUUUUCAUUUUUCGAAGAAUUAAAAACAGGAGCUAUUAA
Messenger RNA from Saccostrea cuccullata (small rock oyster), 959 nucleotides. RefSeq lists its product as uncharacterized. Bases 258 to 959 code for a protein of 233 amino acids. NCBI's taxonomy places the organism in Eukaryota, Metazoa, Mollusca, Bivalvia, Ostreida, Ostreidae. The record is from RefSeq and is a predicted model, not a curated record. The transcript is spliced from 3 exons.